CCUCACAGAUUAAAGACUGUUUGCAAUCCAAUUCAAGCCUCCGUAACAGUAUUACCUCAACAGCCCACAGUCAUGUUGAAUUCCAUUUCUCAGAGGCUGCAAGGCAAGGUCGCCCUGAUCACCGGCGGCGCCAGCGGCAUCGGCGCCGCCACCGCCAGGCUCUUCGCCAAGCACGGCGCCAAAGUCCUCGUCGCCGACAUCUCCAGAUCAGAGACCAGCGUCGCGGACGACCACCCGGCGAUCUCCUACGUCCACUGCGACGUCAGCAAGGAGUCGGACGUCCGGGAAGCCGUGGACGCCGCCGUCUCGAUGCACGGGAAGCUCGACGUGAUGUUCAGCAACGCCGGCGUGGUGGGGCGCAACAACCUCAAGAUGGACAUCGCCGCACUGGAUCGGGACGACCUGGAGCGCGUGUUCGCCGUGAACGUGUACGGCGCGUUCUACGCCGCGAAGCACGCGGCCAGGGUGAUGAUCCCGAGGAAGCAGGGUGGGGCCAUCCUUUUCACCGCCAGCUACGUGACCGGGGCGUUGGGGGAGUCCGGGCACCCUUACGCGGCGUCCAAGCACGCGACUGUGGGGCUGAUGAAGAACCUGACCGUGGAAUUGGGGCAGCACGGGAUCCGCGUCAACGCGCUUUCCCCCUACGGGAUCCCGACGCCGCUGUCGAUGGGAGCGACCGGGGUGACGGACCCGAAGCUGAUAGAGGCCGGGGUGACGGCCAAGGUUGGCUUGGGCGGGGCGGUUCUCGAGGCGAAUGACGUGGCGGAAGCUGCGCUUUACCUUGCCAGCGAGGAGUCCAAGUUCAUCAGCGGGCUGAAUAUUAUGGUCGACGGCGGACAGCACCUCAAGAGUGCCUGAUUUGGGAAGGACCGACGCCAGGGACGGAUGCUCAACAAUGAUUUUUUUUUUUUUUUUUUUUUUAUAAGGGAGCUAGGCUCAGCAAUCAUGAAUGACUACUCUUGUCAUAUUGUGUUUUUUUAUGUCACGGAUAUUCCAAAAAAUAACAGUCACAUAAGAAUUACAAAAAAUAAAGAUGCUAACGUCGG
Linum trigynum is the source of this 1046-nucleotide messenger RNA. The record is from the annotation of a GenBank genome assembly. NCBI's taxonomy places the organism in Eukaryota, Viridiplantae, Streptophyta, Magnoliopsida, Malpighiales, Linaceae.